Drosophila biarmipes is the source of this 524-nucleotide messenger RNA. RefSeq lists its product as uncharacterized. Lineage: Eukaryota; Metazoa; Arthropoda; Insecta; Diptera; Drosophilidae. Bases 170 to 358 code for a protein of 62 amino acids. The record is from RefSeq and is a predicted model, not a curated record. The transcript has a single exon.
UGCUCUAUCGUGUUCUAAUCCCCAUAGAAAUGAGAAAACCGAGCCUCACUUUAGCCGAAAUUUGAACCCAGUGAGAAUCUACAUAUGUAAAUUCACAACAUCAGCAAAGUAGGACCCACCUGCCUCCUUCAUCCGCCUCGACCUUCAUUUCUCCUGGAGGAGCUGCAACAUGCCCUGCAUAUUUAAUCCCGGUUACAUUGGACCCGAUCCGCCCUGCUGCGACCCGGAUUGCUUGGAGGAGGGCCACUGCACGGUUCCGGAGUGCGGAGUCUGUCCGGAGUCCCAGCUGCCACGAUGCAAUCCCGCCCCGGAGCCAAAAAAGAAGGCGGAACAGAAGCCACAGAAGGAGCAGAAGUGAAGAAAGUAGGCGGAGUAGUGGAGAGCUCCAGACAACAGCUCCGUCGUCCCUUGGAGGAGGGUCCUACGUCCAGCCAAACGAAAACUUUCUCCGACCUUUAGCUAAUAUACAAUAAUCUAUUAGCGAAUGGGUUUUAUUAAAACGGCUUAGUAAUUAUCCACUGCAA